AUGACGCAGUCCGUCCUAAUCACCUCCGAACAAGCAUACAUCUUUGCUCUCUCCAUUCUUCAGAACUAUGGAGUGCCCCUAGACCGUGCUGCCAUGGUGGCCGAGUCUCUUGUGCUGGCCGACCUUCGCGGCGUUGACACCCACGGUAUCAAUCGACUGUCCGGAUACAUUGAUCGCAUUAAAUGCGGCGUUCUCGACCCGAAUCCGGAGCUAGAAUUCGACAUGAAGUCGCCAGUCAUGGCUCACUUGAAUGCCCGCAACACUUUCGGGUUUGUGGCCGGCUGCAUGGCUAUCGACAAGGGUAUUGAGAUUGCUAGCAUAUACGGCCUGGCCGUGGUGGCUGUGAAGAAUAGCAACCAUUACGGUAUGGGUGCUGGAUAUGUGCUUCGCGCAAUUCAGCAAGGGUAUGCUGCAAUUGCAUUCACCAAUGCGUCGAGAGCAAUGCCCCCCUGGGGUGGAAAGGAGGCUUUACUAGGAACUAGCCCGCUUGCAGUGGGUGUUCCCGGUGGCAAGGAAGGUGACUUCGUGCUUGACAUGAGCCCGACAGUUGCAGCCCGAGGAAAGAUUCGCAAGGCGGCCCGACGUGGCGAGUCUAUUCCCGAGGGCUACGCACUUGACGAGGAAGGAAAACCGACGACCGAUCCUGAAGCUGCCCUCAAGGGUGUCAUGCUUCCGAUUGGUGGGCCGAAGGGGUCUGGCAUUGCCAUGAUGAUGGACAUUUUCGGAGGCUUGUUGACGGCAUCAUCGUUUGCAGGGGGCGUGAACGAUCAAUACAAAAACACUACUGAGCCCCAAGGGGUCGGACACUGGUUCAUGGUGUUCAAACCUGAAAUGUUCUUGGAUUCUAAGGAAAACCUCGGGGACCGAAUGGAUACUUUACUGGGAAAGGUCCGGUCUUGUGAAAAGGCCGCUGGGGUAGAGAGGAUACGAACUCCUGGUGAGAAUGCUAGCGACAUGGAAAGGUGCAGACGUGUUGAGGGCAUUCCUUUUACCGCAGAUGAGGUGGAAAACUUGAAUCAGCUGGCCAAAAACAGUGGAAGCGAUGCCCUAUUGGUCAAUAGAUCAUAG
Messenger RNA from Talaromyces rugulosus, 1068 nucleotides. RefSeq lists its product as uncharacterized. Bases 1 to 1068 code for a protein of 355 amino acids. The record is from RefSeq and is a predicted model, not a curated record. Lineage: Eukaryota; Fungi; Ascomycota; Eurotiomycetes; Eurotiales; Trichocomaceae. The transcript has a single exon. Gene Ontology annotation, molecular function: oxidoreductase activity.